CAUCAGAUAAUAGCCAGCGAUUUCGGGAAACCUGCUUUGCAUUUGCCCUGACUCCACAGCAAGUGCAGCAAAUCAGCAGUUCCAUGGACAUUUCUGGAACCAAAUGUGAUUUCACUGUGCAGGUCCAGUUAAGGUUUUGCUUAUCUGAAACCAGUUGCCCACAGGAAGAUCACUUCCCACCAAAUCUUUGUGUGAAAGUUAAUGGAAAACCAUGUAGCCUUCCUGGCUACCUUCCUCCAACUAAAAACGGGGUUGAACCAAAGCGGCCAAGCAGACCAAUCAACAUCACAUCGCUGGUGCGACUGUCCACAACAGUCCCAAACACAAUUGUUGUCUCUUGGACUGCAGAAAUAGGAAGAGUGAGUACAAAGCAAAAUUGCUGGGAGAAGGGAUGGUUACGUACAUUCAAUGAAUCAAAACAGCUUUGCCAGAAC
Python bivittatus (Burmese python) is the source of this 434-nucleotide messenger RNA. NCBI's taxonomy places the organism in Eukaryota, Metazoa, Chordata, Lepidosauria, Squamata, Pythonidae. The record is from RefSeq and is a predicted model, not a curated record.